Molecule: messenger RNA, 3837 nt
Organism: Saccharomyces kudriavzevii IFO 1802
Lineage: Eukaryota; Fungi; Ascomycota; Saccharomycetes; Saccharomycetales; Saccharomycetaceae
Gene: UBP2
Product: ubiquitin-specific protease UBP2
Exons: 1
Coding region: 1-3837 (1278 amino acids)
Biological process (GO): regulation of proteasomal protein catabolic process; proteasome-mediated ubiquitin-dependent protein catabolic process; protein deubiquitination
Molecular function (GO): cysteine-type deubiquitinase activity; proteasome binding
Source: RefSeq, a predicted model, not a curated record
AUGCCAUACGAAGAUAAUGAGCUUCAAACUGCAAUUGAAGGCCAUCAAAGUCAAUUAUCCAAUCAGGAAAAAAACAAUACCCCUAACGACGACACUUUUAUAGACGAUUCUCCAUUAUAUGGAACAAGGGCAAGUCUGCAGUCAGCUCCGGUUGCUGUUGACGACGGGAAGCAUUUACUGUAUCCAGAUAUUGCCACCAGUCUACCAUUGAAGACUUCUGACAGACUUUUGGACGACGUACUUUGUGACACUAUUUUCCUCAAUUCUACAGAUCCAAAUGUAAUAGAAAAGGGUUUGCAAACGUCCGGUAUUUUAAGGGAGUCUAUGCUUUCUUACUCGAGUUUCAGAAGCAGUAUUCGCCCAAAUGCAUUGGGUUCAUUAACCGAUCAAGUGACCAUUCAGACCAAGACCGAAUACGAUUCCAUUUCAUGUCCCAGAUAUAACAAGAUAUAUGUCUUCCAGGCUGUUAUCUUGAAUCCGUCAUUAUCAGAGCAGCAAAUUUCAAGUUUUGAUGAUAUUGUUAGAAUUCCUAUUUACCAUCUGAAAGUCACUGUUAAGAUCCGUCAAGAACUGGAACGGUUGAAGAAGCAUGUAGGCGUUACUCAGUUCCAUUCAUUGGAUCAUUUACACGAAUACGAUCGAGUAGACCUUUCAACCUUUGAUUCUUCCGACCCAAAGCUAAUGGAUUAUGGUAUUUAUGUUUCUGAUGAUACGAACAAAUUGAUCUUGAUUGAAAUUUUUCAACCCGAGUUUAAUUCACCCGAAGAGCAUGAAAGCUUUACUACCGAUGCCAUUAAGAAAAGAUACAAUGAUUUAUGCUUAAAAAAUGAAUCGCUAAAUAAAAAGGAAGCACCAUCCCAGCCUGAUUGUUUCUACACACUUUUCAAAAUUUUCAAAGGUCCGCUAACGAGGAAAAGCAAAGAAGAACCUAUAAAGACAAUUGAUUCAGGAAAUUUAGUUCUGAACACUCACCUAAAUGCUGAAUGGUUGACGUCCAAAUAUGGAUUUCAGGCAAGCUCAGAAAUCGAUGAGGAAACGAAUGAUCCAUUUACUGAAUAUGUUCCUCCCGAUAUGGUGGGAUAUGUAGGUGAUUGGAACAAAAGAAAAAUCAGAGAAUCAUUUGUUAAAAAGUGUCUUCAACUAAUAUUUUGGGGUCAAUUGUCAGCUUCGUUAUUGACGCCUAAUUCUUCUUUGAAAAACACAAAGAGUGUUAAGGGACUAUCUUCUUUACAAACUUCUUUUUCGACAUCGCCAUGGUUCCAUUUAUUAGGAGAAUCAAGAGCAAGAAUUCUGUUGAAUUCUAAUGAACAGGCACAUUCUCCCCUGGACGCAGAACAACAUUUCAUCAACCUUUCCGUUUCACAUUAUUAUACUGAUAGGGAUAUAAUCAGAAACUACGAAGCUUUGUCAUCUUUGGAUCCUGAUAAUAUUGGAUUGUAUUUCGAUGCACUGACCUAUAUUGCAAAUAGAAAGGGUGCGUACCAAUUGAUUGCUUAUUGUGGGAAGCAGAAUAUUAUAGGCCAAGAAGCUUUAGAAAACGCCUUGGUAACUUUUAAAAUUGACCCAAAGGAGUUCAAUAUUGCUGAGUUAAACGAAGCGACUUUGCUGUCUAUUUACAAAUUCGAAACUUCAAAUAAAAGCAAAGUAACCUCCAAUCACUUAACGAAUUUCAAGAAUGCCCUCAGAUUGUUGGCCAAAUAUACCAAGUCGGACAAAUUGAAGUUUUAUGUCGACCAUGAGCCAUAUAGGGCUUUAUCACAGGCAUAUGACACAUUGUCCAUUGAUGAAUCAGUAGAUGAAGAUAUUAUAAAAACUGCAUAUUCAAUCAAGAUUAAUGAUUCUCCCGGAUUGAAGUUGGAUUGUGAUAGAGCGCUUUAUACCAUCGCCAUUAGUAAGAGGAGUCUUGACUUAUUUAAUUUCUUAACGGAUGAAUGCCCACAAUUUUUAAAAUAUUAUGGCCCAGAGAAACUCCAUUAUCAAGAGGCACUGAAACUUCUUCAGGUCAAUGAAAAUGCUUCCGACGAAACCGUUUUGAAAAUUUUCAAACAAAAGUGGUAUGAUGAAAGUGUCUUUGAACCCGAUCAAUUUCUUAUCUUAAGGGCAGCGUUGACUAGAAUUAGUAUAGAGAGAAAUUCAAAUUUAAUCACUAAUUUCUUACUAACAGGUACGAUAGAUCCCAAUUCGUUGCCGCCAGAAAAUUGGCCAACGGGCAUUAAUAAUAUCGGGAACACCUGCUAUUUAAAUUCUUUGCUACAAUAUUACUUCUCCAUUGCGCCACUAAGAAGAUAUAUAUUGGAAUAUCAAAAAACUUUAGACAACUUCAAUGACCAUCUCUCUAAUAGUGGGCAUGUUCGAAGAAUUGGUGGAAGGGAAAUCAGUAGAGGUGAAGUGGAAAGAUCUAUCCAAUUUAUAUAUCAACUUCGCAAUCUUUUCUAUGCAAUGGUACAUUCAAGAGAAAGAUGUGUAACUCCCUCAAAAGAAUUGGCAUACUUAGCAUUUGCCCCAAGUAAUGUCGAAGUGGAGUUUGAAGUGGAAGGUAAUAAAGUCGGCAGUAAUGGCGCCGCAAUCUCUGCCGAUUCAAAAGGAGAAGUAACUCAAGAGGCGGCCACCACUUCAGAAGAAAAGGAUCCAAGUUUAAUUGAUUUAGAAAUGGAGGACAAGACCAACAGUGAUGUUGAUAAAGACAUCGAAAAUGUUAAAGCGAACGAAGCGAAUGAAGCAAAUGAUAUUGAAAUAACUGUGGGCGAGAAUAUCACCGAUUUAGCUUCACCUACGCGUGUUGCGAAAAUUGGUUCAGACCAGUUAGAAAAUGCCCUGGAAAUGGGUAGACAACAAGAUGUUACUGAAUGUAUAGGAAACGUCCUAUUUCAAAUAGAAAGCGGUUCCGAACCCAUUAGGUAUGAUGAGGAUAACGAGCAAUACGACUUAAUCAAGCAGCUGUUUUAUGGUACUACCAAACAAAGUAUUGUUCCUUUGUCGGCAACAGAUAAAGUUCGUACAAAGGUUGAAAGAUUUCUUUCGUUACUGGUAAAUAUAGGUGACCAUCCUAAAGAUAUUUAUGAUGCGUUUGAUUCUUAUUUCAAAGAUGAAUACCUGACAAUGGAAGAAUAUGGUGAUGUUAAACGUACGGUUGCUGUAACGACAUUUCCUACUAUUUUGCAAGUUCAAAUUCAAAGAGUUUAUUAUGAUCGUGAAAGGUUCAUGCCAUUUAAAUCCAUCGAACCCUUACCAUUCAAGGAAGUUAUUUACAUGGACAGAUAUUCCGAUACAGAAAACCCUUUACUGCUGGCUAAAAAAGAGGAAACGGAACAAAUGAAACAAAACUUGAAAGUAAUGAAAAAUAGACAAAGGGAACUAUUAGAUCGCGAUGAAUCAGGACUCACGAGAAAGGAUGCCUUUUUGGAAAGUAUCAAACUAUUAGAAUCAAAUAUUGUAGUGACUGAAGCUUCGAAUUCUGAGGAUAACAAAGACGUGAUAAGAAUAUUGAAAAGUAAUAUUAUCGAUAUUGAUAAUGAAUUGAUGAGUUUAUACAAUGACAUCAACAGUUUGGAGGAUAAAAUAAGCCAUCAAUUUGAUGAUUUUGAAGAAUAUGGAUACUCACUAUUUUCGGUUUUUAUUCAUCGAGGCGAGGCCAGUUAUGGCCACUACUGGAUUUAUAUUAAAGACAGAAACUACGGUGGUGUUUGGAGAAAAUAUAAUGACGAAACCAUUAGUGAAGUACAGGAGGAGGAGGUCUUCAAUUUCAACGAGGGCAAUACAGCAACUCCGUAUUUCUUGGUUUAUGUCAAACAAGGACAAGAGUCUGAUAUUGAGCCCUUGAAAAGAAUCUUGGAAUAG